AUGCACCAAUUACUUGUUCCCGUGCUGGCUGUCAGCACCUUUGCCUCCCUGGGUGCUGCUGGUGGGAACGUGCCUCGGGGCGUUGGACCUCAGUUUGUCAAGCACUAUGGCUCAAAGGAUAGCUUUACAUGCAUCACAAACCCGUCAAUCAAGAUAGAUGCGAGCAAGGUCAACGACAACUCAUGCGAUUGCCCCGACGGCUCCGACGAACCUGGAACCGCCGCCUGCGCGAAACUCGAUUCCUUGUCGCCUCCUCAGCCCCUCCCCGGCUCGACGACCGGCUCGACCAACACCACAAACGCACUGCCUGGCUUUUGGUGCGAGAACAAGGGUCACAUCGGCGGCUACAUCCCUUUCACCUACGUCAACGACGGCGUUUGUGACUACGAUCUAUGCUGCGAUGGCAGUGAGGAGUACUCGGGCGUCGGCGGCGUCAAGUGUCCCAACAAGUGCGCCGAGAUCGGCAAGGAAUACCGCCGUAUCGAGGAUGAGAGGCGUAAGGCUAUGGAAAAGGCCAUCGCCGCCCGUGUCGAGCUCAUCCGCCAGGCCAAGCAGGUCCGCAGGAACAUCGAGACCACCAUUGCCAACCUGAAGAACGACGUGGCCCAGGCCGAGCGCAAGAAGAUUGAGCUCCAGGCCAAGUUUGACGAGAUCGAGCGCGUGGAGCGCCGCAAGGUCGUCAAGGCCUCUUCGGCCGCCAGCGGCAAGCUCGGCGAGCUCCUUGAGCAGUCCAGGAUGCGCGUUGAGGAGCUGCGCGAUACCCUUCAGCUUGUUGUCGACCAGCGCAACGAGCUCCGCACCAAGGGUGUCAAGCAGGCUGUCAAGUCAUGGGAGGACUAUGCUGCCAAGCUUGCCAACGAGGGCAGCCAGCUCAUCAGCGAUGCGGAGGUCCGUGAUGUCCUCCUAGAGGAUGGCGAGCUGAACGGCGUGAACUGGAAGGAUUUCGAGCCUUCCGAAGAGGAGGCCGAUGAAACGGAUAUCAUCUACAAUUUCCAGGCCUACGUGCCUACGUUUGUCUUGGAUCUAUUCUACAAGCAGAUGGAUAACCUGCGGCAGUGGCUCAACGAGGAGGACGACCUCGCCAAAGACUACGGCCCGGAGGAAAUCUUCAGGGCUCUCAAGGACAAGUGCGUCAGCACUGAGGCUGGCGAGUACACUUAUGAGCUCUGCUGGUUCAAGAAGACGAUGCAGAAGAGCAAGAAGGGCCACGGCAACACCAACAUGGGUGACUAUGCCCGUAUCGACCGUGAGUUCUCUGACGAAGAAGACCGCUUGGAUGGCAAGGGCCUCGGCACUGGCGAGCGCAUGGUCCUCCGAUACGAGAACGGCCAGAGCUGCUGGAACGGCCCUAGGAGGCGCACCGAUGUCUGGCUUGCCUGCGCCGAGAAGGAGGAGCUGUGGCGCGUCUCCGAGUCGGAGAAGUGCGUGUAUAAGAUGGAGGUUGGCACACCGGCCGCUUGCGACCCUCAGGGACCCGCCGAGAAGGGCAAGCAAAAGGAUGAGCUGUAA
Molecule: messenger RNA, 1509 nt
Organism: Parascedosporium putredinis
Lineage: Eukaryota; Fungi; Ascomycota; Sordariomycetes; Microascales; Microascaceae
Source: the annotation of a GenBank genome assembly